AUGUUGAGGAUUGCUGUUUUUGUCCUAAGCUUUAUUUGUCUCGUCAAUGGGGAUCUACUUGAGGCUGAUCAAGAUGUUAGUGUGCCUGAGGACUGGAUCCUUGUUGAAAUGGUUAGACCUUUGGAAGAAGUAGAGCUCACAUUUGCGCUGAAGCAGCAGAAUGUGGAUCAGUUAAAAGAGCUACUGAAACUAGUGUCAGACCCAGAUACACAACAAUAUGGGACGUUUCUGAGCUUGGAAGAAAUCGCUGCUCUUGUGCAGCCAUCUCAGCUGACCGAGAAAGUCAUGCAGAACUGGCUUCAGAGUAAUGGGGUCAAAAACUGUCACACGGUCGUAACUCUGGACUUUCUUCAAGUAGCAGAAACAUUACUCCCUGGCACUACAUUUCACCACUACAGGAGAGAUGGACACACACAAUUUUUUGACUUGGCUGAGUUUAUGAGUCUAUUUGCUGGGGGAUUCAUUCAGCAGGUCGUGGGCAUUAACAGAGGUGGUAAAGCUGGCAUUGAAGCCAGUCUGGAUGUGGAAUACAUCAUAAGUAGUGGAGCAAACAUUUCUACAUGAGUCUUCACUAAUACAGGUUGUCAUGAGUCCCAGGAGCCAUUCCUUCAGUGGAUGCUGCUCCUCAGCAACAUGUCUGCUGUGGCUUGGGUCCACACCAUCAGAUUUGGAGAUGAUGAGGACAGCUUUUCUGCUGCCUAUUUGAACCGCAUCAACGUUAAGUUCAUGAAGACUGGCCUCAGAGGGAUCUCCAUGUGUUUUGCUUCUGCUCCACAGACAUAUUUCAAAAACACUGGAAGCGCUUACCCAGACUUGGCUGCACUCUCAGACAAUUACUGGGUUAUCAGUAACCUUGUGCCCGUACCAUGGGUUUCUGGAACUUUGGCUUCAACUUCAGUAGUAGGAAGAGUACUUUCUUUUCUAAAUGACCAGCACAUGAAGGGCCUUCCUGCUUUAGGAUUCCUCAUCCCACGUCUUUACAAACUGCAAGGCAAAGGUCUUUAUGAUGUAACAGAAGGGUGUCACCUGAGUUGUCUAGAUGAUAAAGUUGAAGGGAAAGGUUUCUGUGCCGCCUCCUUGUGGGAUCCAGUGAUGGGAUGGGGAACACCAAACUACCCUGUUCUUCUUGCAGCUCUUAUGGGUUGA
Molecule: messenger RNA, 1146 nt
Organism: Xyrauchen texanus (razorback sucker)
Lineage: Eukaryota; Metazoa; Chordata; Actinopteri; Cypriniformes; Catostomidae
Gene: tpp1
Product: tripeptidyl peptidase I
Exons: 10
Biological process (GO): central nervous system development; proteolysis
Molecular function (GO): tripeptidyl-peptidase activity; serine-type endopeptidase activity
Source: RefSeq, a predicted model, not a curated record